Messenger RNA from Pieris macdunnoughi, 1224 nucleotides. The record is from the annotation of a GenBank genome assembly. NCBI's taxonomy places the organism in Eukaryota, Metazoa, Arthropoda, Insecta, Lepidoptera, Pieridae.
AUGUCUGCUACGGCUUUAUUCGGUAAUACUUCGGGACUUGGUGGUAGUUCAGGAGGUAAUAAACAUUUAGUCGAAUUCCGUGCUGGGAGGAUGACACUGAAAGGACGUAUGGUACACCCAGACAAGAGGAAAGGGCUUUUAUAUGUGUACCAAGGAGAGGAUUCCUUAAUGCACUUCUGUUGGAAAGAUCGUUCAACUGGAGAAGUAGAAGAUGAUCUUUUAAUUUUUCCUGAUGAUUGUGAAUUUGUACGAGUUACUGAAUGUACAACAGGAAGAGUCUAUGUACUUAAAUUCAAGUCUUUUGCCAAAAAGUACUUCUUUUGGAUGCAGGAGCCAAAAACUGAUAAGGAUGAUGAAUUAUGCCGCCGUAUUAAUGAGGCCUUAAACAACCCACCUACUUCUGGGGGAAGAGGUGGAAGUGGCAGUGGGGCUCAGGAUGGAGAGCUUCAGAAUUUGCUCAACAACAUGUCCCAACAACAGUUGAUGCAGUUGUUUGGUGGUGUUGGCCAGAUUGGUGGACUGUCGUCAUUGCUUGGAACUAUGGGGAAUAAUAGCAGCAGCAACAGUGGCAACUCAAGCAGCCGUCCAACUACUGGAAGCAACAGUAGCUCUCGUGGGGGUAGUGCCCCGCGGACAACUGCUACUACGGAAGCACCUGCUGCUAGGACUCCAGCCCGAGCAAGAGAUGUACCUGCUCCAACUGCCACACCACCCAAUACUGCUACUGCCACUCAGCCACAAAGUGGUCAAGUGUUCCUAUCGGACUUGCAACGCUACUUCUCCGGUGUAGGCACCGCGCCAGAGGGCGAAGCCGCCGGCUCGGGCGCCGCGCGGGUGGACCUGGCAGCUGCCCUAAGUACACCUGAAGUGGUGACAUCGGCCAGUGAGCCGAACAACGCGCAACGCCUCGCGCCUCAUUUGCCUCAGACAGUGCCACAGGACGAUGUAAGGACCACCCUGCUCUCACCGCAAUUCGCUCAGGCUGCUAAUCAAUUUUCGUCGGCGCUUUCUUCUGGACAAAUGGGACCGGUUAUUUCUCAGUUUGGUUUGCCGUCUGAAGUGACAUCUGCGGCAAAUACUGGUGACGUGCAAGCUUUCUUCAAGGCUCUCGAAAAUUCCUCUAAUUCGGAUAGUGCCAAGAGUCAAGAAGAUGAUAAAAAGAAGGACAAGCCGCAAGACAAGAAUGAUAAGAAGGACGGCGAUGCUGGCAUGUCAUUAGACUAA